Loxodonta africana (African savanna elephant) is the source of this 5041-nucleotide messenger RNA. RefSeq names its product phosphatase domain containing paladin 1 (gene PALD1). Gene Ontology annotation, molecular function: protein tyrosine phosphatase activity. Bases 194 to 2767 code for a protein of 857 amino acids. The record is from RefSeq and is a predicted model, not a curated record. The transcript is spliced from 20 exons. NCBI's taxonomy places the organism in Eukaryota, Metazoa, Chordata, Mammalia, Proboscidea, Elephantidae. Gene Ontology annotation, cellular component: cytoplasm.
CCUCCGGAGUCGCCUCUGCCCACGAAUGGGCUGGGGAAGUUGGGAGGAAGGAGCCGGAGCCCGCGCCUGGCGAGCCCCGCCGCUGCCUAACUCGGCGCCCGCAAUUCGGGCGCAGCGCGCCGGCCGCAGAAGUGCGGAUGCCCCCGGGAGCCUCGGGCAGGCAGGUCUCGGGUCCUGAGGCUGCUGUCGGACUAUGGGUACAACGGCCAGCACCGCCCAGCAGACGGUCUCGGCGGGCGCCCCCUUCGAGGGCCUCCAGGGCAGUGGCAUGAUGGAUGGUCAGCACUCAGUUAGCGUCCACUCCUUCCAGACCACGGGCUUGCACAACAGCAAGGCCAAGUCCAUCAUCCCCAACAAGGUGGCUCCCGUCGUGAUCACGUACAACUGCAAGGAAGAGUUUCAGAUCCAUGAUGAGCUGCUCAAGGCCCAUUACACGCUGGGCCGGCUCUCGGCUGCUACCCCGGAGCACUACCUGGUGCAGGGCCGCUACUUCAUGGUGCGAGAUGUUGCUGACAAGAUGGACGUGCUGGGCACUGUGGGAAGCUGUGGAGCCCCCAACUUCCGACAGGUUCGGGGCGGGCUUCCUGUGUUUGGCAUGGGACAGCCCAGUCUCUUGGGUUUUGGGCAAGUCCUCCAGACACUGCGGAAGGACGGGCACAGGGAGUGCAUCACCCUCUGUGUGCGGGAGGAGCCCGUGCUAUUUCUGCGUGCUGGUGAGGACUUCAUGCCUUACACCCCUCGAGACAAGCAGAACCUUCACGACAACCUGCAGGGCCUCGGACCCAACGUCCAGGCAGAGAGCUUGGAGCUGGCCAUCCGGAAAGAGGUGAGGAUUCACGACUUUGCCCAGCUGAGCAAAGACACAUACCACGUGUACUACAACCCCGAGGACCUGCGGGGGGAGCCCCAUGCCAUGGCCAUCCGGGGCGAGGACGACGUGCGUGUGACUGAGGAGGUGUACAAGCGGCCCCUCUUCCUGCAGCCCGCCUACAGGUACCAUCGCCUACCUCUGCCAGAGCAAGGGGCCCCGCUGGAAGCCCAGUUUGAUGCCUUUGUCAGUGUGGUCCGGGAAACCCCCAGCCUGCUGCUGCUCCGAGAUGCCCCUGGGCCUCCCCCUGCCCUCCUCUUCAGCUGCCAGACGGGCGUGGGCAGGACCAACCUAGGCAUGGUCCUGGGCACCCUUGUUCUGUUCCACCGCAAUGGGCCAGCCUCACAGCCAGAGGCUGCCUCCCCGCAGACCAAGUCCCUCCCCAUGGAGCAGUUCCAGGUCAUCCAGAGCUUUCUCCGCAUGGUGCCCCAGGGAAGGAAGAUGGUAGAGGAGCUGGACAGAGCCAUCACUGCCUGUGCAGAGUUGCACGACCUGAAGGAAGUGGUCUUGGAAAACCAGAAGAAACUGGAAGACAUCCAGCUUGAGAGCCCAGCCCAGGGAAGCAGCAGCCAGCACAGUCUCCGGCAGAAGACGCUGCAGAGCCUGGAGCGAUACUUCUACCUGAUCCUAUUUAACUACUAUCUCCAUGAGCAGUACCCGCUGGCCUUUGCCCUCAGUUUCAGCCGCUGGCUGUGUGCCCACUCGGAGCUGUACCGCCUGCCGCUGACGCUGAGCUCCGUGGGGCCCUUGGCCCCCAGGGACCUGAUCGCCAAGGGCUCUCUGGGGGUGGACGAUCUUAUCUCCCCGGAUACGCUCAGCACCGUCAGAGAGAUGGAUGUGGCCAACUUCCGGCGGGUGCCCCGCGUGCCCAUCUAUGGCACAGCCCAGCCCAGUGCCAAGGCCCUGGGAAGCAUCCUGGCCUACCUGACUGAUACCAAGAGGAAGCUGCGGCAGGUCGUCUGGGUCAGCCUGAGGGAGGAGGCCGUGCUGGAGUGUGAUGGACAGACCCACAGCCUGCGGUGGCCUGGGCCCUCCUUGGCCCCUGAUCAGCUGGAGAACUUGGAGACCCAGCUGAAGGCCCACCUGAGUGUGCCUGAGGAGGGCGCGGAGGGCUCGUGGACCCCCAGGUUCCAGACGUGCCUCACCACGCAGGAGGUUUUCAUCCGGCAGCGUGGGGCCUGCCCCGGCCUCACCUACCACCGCAUCCCCAUCCCAGACUUCUGCGCCCCCCGAGAGGAGGACUUUGACCGGCUGCUUGAGGCCCUGCGGGCUGCUCUCGCCAAGGACCCGGGCACUGGCUUCGUGUUCAGCUGCCUCAGCGGCCAGGGCCGUACCACAACCGCGAUGGUGGUGGCUGUGCUAGCCUUCUGGCACAUCCGGGGCUUUCCUGAGAUGAGCGAGGAGGAGCUCGUAAGUGUGCCAGAUGCUAAGUUCACCAAAGGCGAGUUUGAGGUGGUGCUGAAGGUGGUGCAGCUGCUGCCCGACGGGCACCGAGUGAAGAAGGAGGUGGAUGCAGCGCUGGACACAGUCAGCGAGACCAUGACACCCAUGCACUACCACCUGCGGGAAAUCAUCAUUUGCACCUACCGCCAGGCGAAGGCAGCCAAGGAGGAGCAGGAGGCACGGAAGCUGCAGCUGAGGAGCCUACAGUACCUGGAGCGCUACGUCUACCUGAUUCUCUUCAAUGCUUACCUCCACCUGGAGAAGACCAACUCCUGGCAGAGGCCCUUCAGCACCUGGAUGCGGGAGGUGGCCUCAAAGGCUGGUAUCUACGAGAUCCUCAACCAGCUGGGCUUCCCUGAGCUCGAGGACACGGAGGGCCAGCCCUUCUCGAAGCUCCGCUACAGGUGGCAGGAGUGGAGCCGAAGCACCGAGCCCCCUGCUGGGGAUUCCUCGUAGGGGGGCACUCCUCCCUGUCCCCAUCCUCUCUCAAGCCCCCACGCUUGCUUGCCAAGAGCCCCAGGUGCUUUUCCCUAGGAGUGGCUUCCAGGGGUCCCAACCUUGAGGAAAAGAUUUCCCAGCUUCCUGGAGAGAAAGUGGGGUAGAGUUGGGACCCCUGUUUUGAAAGAGCUUUUUGUAGGGACAUUUACUGCACACAGUCGUGCCUUGUAAAUGACAGGAGCAUGUGGGUGGCCCUCCAGGAUGGCCAGGUGUGUGCACUGGCAGAGAGCUGGGCACUCAGCCCCAAGGAGCUCACUCCUUGAAUUUCCCCCAGAGUUACCUGCUACUUCUGUCCCCUCCUAGCACCUCUGAGAACAACACAGUACAGGCACUGGCCAGUGUGAGCCCCCUUCCCUUUCUGUCUCGUGCCUCACUCCCCGUUUGCCGCUCUGUUUUGCUGCCUGAGCACUGCCCUGGGCAGGUGGUGGGGAGUCCCUGGCUACCUGGGGGUGGGGGCGCUCUAGGCGGGUUUAUUGCUUUAAAGGCAGCUUCACACAGCCUCCUUGCUUCUCAUGCUGCACCUCCAACCUGGGAGACUUCCGGGACAGCCAUGUGGCCGUUGGGGCUGGCCGGGGCCCUUGCUGCUUCUUCUUCCUUUUCCCUCUCCCUUCCCCCUGGAGCUCGCUGGCUGGACUGGGGAGGUUUCCUGAGGGAACUGGAAACGUGCAGGGGAAGGAAAGAGCCUCUGGAAGGCGGAUAGAGCACUGUGGAAGAGGCCUGCUCGAUUUGCCUGGGAGCCUGGGUGAGGUGCUGAGGAAGCCAGAGCCUCCAGCCGCAGUUCUGCCUGUGCCUCCUCCCUGUCCCAACAGCCUGGGAUGGCCCUCGCCCCCACCUGCGGCAGGAGCCCCAGAGAUUGCUGAGCUCAAGUGUAAUCAGUGGGGUGGCCCUGAGUGAAUAGUAGAGUGUGUGAGGGUGGGCUCGGGAGAGAGAGAGGGAGUCGCCUAAAUUCCAGGCCAUCCCUCCUGAGAACCACUGAGCAGCCUCCAGUGGGAGCAGAAAGGGCCAGGCCCUGCUGAGCUAGAGGCUGUCAUGGUCCACUGCCCCGUCAGUGGGGAGACUGCUGCUGCCUCGGAGUGGAGCCUGGCAGCUUCUCUGUCAGGGACUGGUGCUGGCUGACAUACAGGAGUUGAGCAGCCAGUGGGCUGUCCACCUGGCCUGGGCUCAUCAAGGCCAGGGAAGCUUCUCUUUGGCCUUACGGGCUUCUGCAGAAAAACGGAGGUGUCAUUAGUUUGAAAAGGCUGAAGUUCACAUCAACCCCCUUUUGGGAAAUAUUUGACCAUCUUGGCUGAAUUCUUUUUGCGAAACUACUGUAUGUUCACUACCUUUUCAGAUUUGUUGUUGUUUUUGCAUGUAUUAAAGAGUUUUAAUUCUUUACAGACAAGGUCUUGAUGAGGGGUCAGAGAGCAGGGCUGAAGUGUGAGGGAUCUUAGUGUUCUCACGAUUAGCCUUGACUUUCUGCUGUGCUGGGACCAAUGGCCGGUCACUUCACCUCUCUGCCUCAGUUUCCCCAUCUGUAAAAUGGGAGACUAAUACUUGCCUACCUCACAGGGGUGUUGUGAGGAUUCGUUUGUGAUUUUCUUUUUUUUUUUGUACAGAGCUUUUGAGCAUUAAAAACGGCUAAAUGUGAAACAUGCCUGGUUGUUGAUUUGUCUUUAGCACGGGGGGAGAGGUUAUAGACCUGACAUAAGCUGGGGUCCCUGCUCUUUCAGAGUAAGAAGGGGUGGGCAAAGUGAGUCAAAAACACUUAUUUGGGACAAGACCUCCAUUCUCAGAGAAGGUGGGAUUUUCCAGACACUGCUUUCUUCCCCUCAGAUCCUCAGUAGGGCCUUCCCCUAUGUCAUGCUGAGGCCCUCCUUGAAGAAAGCAACAUAAUUCACACUGAGGUGUGAGGGACUGAUGUAGCACCACCUUAGAGAAAGAGACUGACCUGGGACUUCAGAAGCUGUAAAAGAGACUGAAGUUCAGCCUCUACUUCCUUUCCCUCACACCGUGGCCCUGCUGGGCCCCUGCAGCUGCCAUGGCUGAGCUCGCUUGAAGCGCUGAGAGAUUAGUGUGUAAAGAGCCAGUGGGGAGAGUGAGGCAGAGAGAGCACCGCCCCAGUGCUUCUCCCCAAGCACCUCCAGGGAAUUAGGGGGACAAGGCCCUCUGGGUUGUAGUUCCAGGGCCAGCUAGGGGUGGUCAGAAUGGGACCCAGAGCCUCCACUGCCCAUUGGGGUAGUAAUCUCUGGCCUG